Messenger RNA from Plasmodium vinckei vinckei, 294 nucleotides. RefSeq lists its product as uncharacterized. The transcript has 2 exons. The record is from RefSeq and is a predicted model, not a curated record. Bases 1 to 294 code for a protein of 97 amino acids. NCBI's taxonomy places the organism in Eukaryota, Apicomplexa, Aconoidasida, Haemosporida, Plasmodiidae.
AUGAAUAAACAAGCUGGAAAUAAAAAAGUUAUAAAAUUGGCUGAAGCCCUUACAUCCUUAAAACAAGAUGAAAUUGAUUCAUUUGUACACCUAUUUAAAGAAAGAAUAGCAGCAAAACCAAAAUUUUCAAAAAAGUUAGCGUCUGAUAUACUUUCUGUACAACCACAUUCUCGAAGAUUUACUUUUCCAUUAAAUAUAUAUAAUUAUAAAAAGGAUAUUAUAUUCAAUUUGUAUGCUAAAUUAUUCCAAUCUAUCAGAAAUACAAUCUUUAUGGGAAAUAAUUCAUCAAAAUAA